AAGAGGAGACCGUGGGGAGAGGGGGCCGGAGGAGAGGUAAAGAGCAUGAAAGUAGUCUUCGUUUUGGCGUCUGUACGUACUUUUGUGCCGCUCCACAUAGCAUGGUAAACGAUGUGGUUAACGCCGUUGUGAUAUGGAGCUAGAGAUCUGCGCCAAGCAGCGACUACGGCCGCUUGAUGGUGGUGAUGAGAGCUCGAUGGAGAAUUAAUCGCGAAUCGCGGAGAAAUUGUUUUUGCUCUUACGUCUAAAACUUGCGUGAAAUGACAUCUCAUGCUUGGACGUCAUGGGAACGAUUUCCAUCUGUCAGCACCACAGAAGCUCCGACUUGACAGCGCUGAUUACGGUGGUUUUCUUCGUAUUGCUAACCGUCACUCUUAGCGCAAGGCACCUUGGCUACGGUCCCCGUGCCUUCCUGUCCAGUGCAUCGGGUGCUUUCUGCCAGGAAUGCUUAGGACAACAAGAAAAUCGGAAGGGCGUCGAGCGGCACGUCGACCUAAACGAAUCGGCGAAGAACAUCUUCUUCCUUGAGACUGCUGGCGUGUCGUGCAUCAGCGAGCGGGCUGCUUGCUCCAUCGAGUCGGCAGCUCUCCGGCAUCCGUACUACAGUGUGUGGCUUCUGACCAUACUGGACAUGCAGGAUUGCAGGCCUCUCAAGAACUUGCUACAGGUACCAAACUUCCGGCUGCUCAACAUUGACCUAAACUCAAUGGUCAAAGACAGUGUCCUCGUGCACUGGUAUAUAAAGGACGACUGGAACCACAGUCCUUUCCGUGUAAACCACCUGAGCGACGCCUUGAGGCUGCUGAUCCUGUGGAAGUACGGUGGCAUCUAUGCGGACAUGGACGUGCUCACCCUAAAGAGCUUCAGCGAACUGCGAAACGUCGUCGGCCGAGAGCUCUUCCCCGACGUCGGGAACAGCGUCCUGGUCUUCGACAGAGGGCAUCCCUUCCUCCUGCGUUGCCUUGAAGAGUUCAACAGAACGUACAAAUCUCGCAAGUGGGCCCACAACGGACCCCGGCUCCUGGAACGCGUGCUGUCCUGGUUCUGUCCGCGGAACCUUCUCAGGAAACUCCCACUCGUCGAGUGCACCGGCGUCACGGUGCUCCCCGGCACUGCCUUUUAUCCCAUCAACUACCUGGAGUGGCAGAAACCGUUUCAGAGAAACUCGACGGCGGCGGUGUUGCGGGCCACAUCCGAUAGCUACGCCCUGCACCUGUGGAACUCGUAUAGUCGAGGCGCAACGGUGGAGCGCGGCUCUGCUUACGACAUGCUGCGAAAGAAGUUGUGUCCUAUAACGAACAGGCUCACGAAGAACCGCAGCGACCGUAAGAAAAGUUCUGGACGCUGAAGAAGCACAACCGUGAGGUGACGAACAGCGUUGGUCACCAUGGUUGUAGCCAAAACGUCUUGAUAAUUGUGUCAUUUGCUUAUACAUGUGGCGACAGUGGCGAAUUAUUUUUGCGUUGUGU
Dermacentor albipictus is the source of this 1469-nucleotide messenger RNA. RefSeq names its product lactosylceramide 4-alpha-galactosyltransferase-like. NCBI's taxonomy places the organism in Eukaryota, Metazoa, Arthropoda, Arachnida, Ixodida, Ixodidae. Gene Ontology annotation, molecular function: hexosyltransferase activity. Gene Ontology annotation, biological process: glycosphingolipid biosynthetic process. The record is from RefSeq and is a predicted model, not a curated record.